Molecule: messenger RNA, 3099 nt
Organism: Cinara cedri
Lineage: Eukaryota; Metazoa; Arthropoda; Insecta; Hemiptera; Aphididae
Source: the annotation of a GenBank genome assembly
UAUUAUAUCUAUUAUCUUAGUCCGUGAUUCUGUGUUGAAAUUAUUAUUUGAAUGCAUAUUCAUGGGGAAAUAGUUGUUUUAUAUUGUGAUUUGUGAUAUAUUUAAAUUGUUAAUGCAAAAUAUAACAUCGAGUGGAGAUAUAAGUCGAUAAUUUUUUUCAUUUCUUUGGGAAGUUAUCUAAAAAUGUUGUCCAAAAACUUUUUAGAUGUCGAUGAGUCUAUUAUAGAAAAGAACCUUUUAAUUCAAGUAAUAAUAACAAUAACUACCUACUGUUUACUUUCUUUCAUAUUUAUAAAUACCAAAUUUAAUGUUUAUUAUUUGAGUGAUAAAUAAUGUUUAUUUCCAGAGUAACGAGGAACAAGAAUUUGAACAGUUUGUAAACGGUUUUCUUAAUCCUAACUCUGGCAAAUUAGUCAAACCAGCUCCAGGUUAAAUAAUAUUUUUUACCUAUUAGUACAGAUUUUAAAUAUUUUCUAAAUUAUUCAAAAUUAUAGGAAUUUGUAUAAAAACUAUUAAAAUUGAUGAUAAGUCUAAAGUUUUUAUAAACCUUUGUCACCAUUCUGAUAUUCCACCUCCAGAAGAUAUAACACAUGACGAACUUAUUGAAGUUUUAAACUCCAAGGAUCCUGAAAGAUAUUGUGUACCACUGAGUAUUGGUACAGAACAUGAAGAAACUAUCAAAUGUAAGUUUUAUUAAUGAUAUUUAGAUAUGGUGAAUGUAAAUUAGAAAAAUUAAAUUUUAAACCACUGAUUAAGUAGGUACCUGUAUUUUUGUUUUUGUGAAUAUGGUUUAAAAUUUUAAUAAGAUGUACCUAUUAUAAUUUAAAUGUAUAAAUACAUUUUAAAAAGGUUUAUUUAUACAUAAAAUUAUAUUAUAAUUAAAAAGUAUGUGAAGGAAAACCUACUUAUAUUAUAUUUAGAAAUUUAAUGAUAUAGAUUUUAUAACAUACAGACUGAGGACUGAUAGGAUGAUUUGGAAACAAUUUUUGGAUGAUGACAUUGGUGUAUCUUGUUAUAAAUCAGAUGGGCGAGUGGUAAAAUUUGCAUUAAUACUCUAUAGAUAACUACUUUGCAAAGAAUGGUUUAUCUGUAUAUUCUGAAAUCAACAGUAUUACUUAUUGUAUAUUUUUUUUAAAAUUGUACAAUUAUUUAUUAUAUUAAAAUUUAAAGACUAUUAAAUGUACCUAUAAAUAAAAACUGAAAAAAUCUUAAAUUUAAAGUACUAUAUUUUGGUGCACACAAUUGAAAAUCUUUAAUAAUUCUUAAGUGAUUAUAUUAUAUUAUAGCUGGUGUUCAAGUUAAAGCUUAUGACGUGGCAGUUAAUUCAGAAUUUUUUAAAAAAUGUCAAAAUGAUGAAUUGUUUAAAACGUUUAUUAUUUCUGCUACAAUAGAAGGCAUUGCUGAAAAGUUCAAAAUAGAAAUAAGCUCUGAAAGUAUUUAUUAUCAUAGUAUAUCAUCAUAGUAAUUAUAGUAAUCAUAGUAUUUAAAAGUUAAUAUUUUAUUUUAUUUUUUGUCAAUGUCAUAGAUCCGAUUUUGUUAAAGAAUAAAAAAUGCCUUGGGUCUUUACAACAACACAGGAUUCAACAGCGACCUCCUAGACCAUCCUCUAUAAAAAAAAAAACUUUGAUUGAAGAACUAAAUCCAAAGGGAUCAUCUUCCCAAUUAGAAACACACAUUAAACCGGAAUACAGAGUUUAUGUACAGCCAGAAGAUAAUCCUGAACAAUUGAUUGUUGAUGUUUGGCUACCAGAUGUGGUAAUUUAAUGAAUUAUCUACUUUACAUUUAUGUUCUAGGUAAUUCUGAUUUUUAAUUUUUUUUUAUAGAAUAACUCACAAGAAAUUAGUUUAAAAUGUGGGGAAGAUUGUAUAGUAUUAAAUACAAAAAAACAAACAAAAUACGAGUUAGAUAUUUUUUUGCCAUAUACAAUUAUACAACAAAAUACCAAUGUAACAUUUAAUACUGUAACAAAAGUAAGUCAUAUAAAUUAAUAAAACUAUUUUAUAUUGUCCUGAAAAUCCCUUAUUAGACCAAUUUAAAAAUUAAAUUAAUUACAUGUACCAAUUUAUAUGUAAAAAAUCUUUGUUCUAAUGAUUUUUUUUUGUAUGAUUCAUUAUCCACUAACAUACAUAUACACUUCAAUGUUCAGUGUUCCGUUAUGUUUCAACGUGAUUGUACAUAAUUUUUCGUACUUUUUUAAUUGUGAUAACUCCAAUUGGAUAUUUCGAACUUUUUUUCUGGUUCUUUCAACUUCGAGUUAACCAAAUUUGACUUUAUUAAUAUAUUUUAUAUAUUGAUAUAUGUUUUAAUAUUAAUGUUAGUCAACAUGUCAAUUAAAUUUUUUAGUAUCUUAGGAGAUUUGGAGAGAAAUAUUUAAUAUGAGAUCUUGUUUAUCUACAGUUUACAUUUUAUAAAUAUUAGGAUUUGAAUAGGAUCGAGAAACAUCAUAUAAAUUGUAUAGUAUUUUUAUCUCUAGGUGUAAGAAUCCUAGUUCCGGUUCUGGUUAUUGUUUCUAUAUUAAAUAAUUAUAAUAAUAAUAAUAAACUAUUGAAUACUCAAUUUAUUAUUUUAUAAAUAAAUAAAGUUAGAUUAUGAUUUUAAUUAAAAGUAUUGAUUCUAAUAAAUAUAGUAAUUUGAAGAUAGUUUUCAAACUUAUUAUUUUAAUUGUUAAUGAUUAUGCAUAUAUUUUUUUUUAGUUUUUAUCAGUAACGUCAACCAUCGCUGCUGUCAAGUAAUUUUAUGAAGCUCAAUAUUUAUCUAUUUAAAGUAAUUACUGAUAUAAUAUAGUUAUUAAAUUUUUAUGUAUUUAUCUUGGACUAACUAAUAUUAUAUUACAGUACUUACUGAAGCUGCUUCUCAUACAGAAAAAUAUUUUACCACAUAAAAGGAAAUGGCAAAAUGAUAGAUAAACACAAUAUUUUGGUUAUUCUAACAAAAUUUCUCAAAUUUCUAAAAUACAUGCACCCGAAAGUGUAUAUAUAUAUACUUAAUACAUACCUGGUAAUUUUAUAACAUGUAAUUUUGUAAAAUAAUAUAAAUGUAUUUAUUUUUAACAUUUUAAUUUUUACAUACCUACAUAAAUACACAUAUGUAAUACAAUG